Molecule: messenger RNA, 2051 nt
Organism: Oncorhynchus gorbuscha (pink salmon)
Lineage: Eukaryota; Metazoa; Chordata; Actinopteri; Salmoniformes; Salmonidae
Product: dynein, cytoplasmic 1, intermediate chain 2a-like
Exons: 17
Coding region: 19-1959 (646 amino acids)
Biological process (GO): transport along microtubule
Cellular component (GO): cytoplasmic dynein complex
Molecular function (GO): dynein heavy chain binding; dynein light chain binding
Source: RefSeq, a predicted model, not a curated record
AUUGCGGGGUGUAGCAAAAUGCCUGUGUGUGUGUGUGUGUCGAUGCUUGAAUUCUGCAACUACACAUGCAUGGCGGAUAAACAGGAUAAGAGUGAGCUGAAAGCAGAGCUGGAGAGGAAGAAACAACGCCUGGCCCAAAUCAGAGAGGAAAAGAAGAGAAAGGAGGAGGAGAAGAACAAGAAGAAGGAUGGGUCUGACUCGAAGCGGGAAGGGGGUGCAGCAGAUGACUCUUCUGACCUGGAGAAGAAGAGGAGAGAGGCUGAGGCUCUGCUGCAGAGCAUGGGGAUCACCCCUGAUAUACCCAACACCAAGUCAGUGGGCAGCGAGUCUGGAAGCCAGCACUCUGGAGAUGGAAACUCUAGGACAUUACCCUGGGAUCCUGACCCCUCUACUCUGCAGCUGUACUCUGACUCUGAACUACUGGGGCGAGGUUUUAGGCUUGGCAUAGCAAAGGUGACCCAGGUGGAUUUCCCUCCAAAAGAGAUGGUGUCCUACUCCAAGGAGACACAGACCCCCGCCGAUACACAAACACACACCCAGGCAAAACCAGCGGAGGAGGAGGAGGAAGAAGAGGAGGAGAUGGUCGAUCCCAAGCCAGCAGAGGACUCCCAGGAGGAGAAAGCUGAUGAGGAGGAGAAGCAGGAAGAAGUCCCUCCCAAGGAGCUGACUGAAGAGGAGAAGAUGCACCUGCUCAACACUGAGGAGUUCAUGGCCUUCUUCGAUCGAGGGAGCAGGAUUGUAGAGCGGGUUCUCUCUGAGCGAGUGGACGUCUGCUUCGACUACAGUGGCCGAGACCUGGAGGACAAGGAGGGUGAGAUGCAGGCGGGGGCUAAGAUGUCUCUGAGUAGGGUGUUCUCUGACGAGCGCUGGUCCAAGAACAGAGUGGUCACCUGUCUGGACUGGUCUCCUCAGUACCCUGAGCUGCUGGUGGCCUCCUACAACAACAAUGAAGAUGCUCCUCAUGAGCCGGACGGAGUGGCUCUGGUCUGGAAUAUGAAGUAUAAGAAGACCACACCUGAAUACACCUUCCACUGCCAGUCUGCGGUGAUGUCAGCGGCGUUCGCCAGGUUCCAUCCUAAUCUGAUUGUGGGUGGGACUUACUCAGGCCAGAUUGUCCUAUGGGACAACAGGAGCAACAAAAGAACAUCUGUACAGAGAACUCCCCUGUCUGCAUCCGCUCACACGCACCCGGUGUACUGUGUGAACGUGGUCGGGACCCAAAACGCUCACAACCUCAUCAGCAUCUCUACUGACGGAAAGAUGUGCUCUUGGAACCUAGACAUGCUGUCUCAACCACAGGACAGUCUGGAGCUGGUGUUUAAGCAGUCUAAGGCAGUAUCAGUGACCUCCAUGGCGUUCCCUCUGGGCGAUGUCAACAACUUUGUGGUUGGGAGUGAAGAUGGAUCAGUCUACACCGCCUGCCGCCACGGGAGUAAGGCAGGCAUCAGUGAUGUGUUUGAGGGACACCACGGUCCAGUCACUGGACUGAGCUGUCACAGUGCCGGGGGUCCCGUGGAUUUCUCCCAUCUCUUCAUCUCUGCUUCCUUCGACUGGACCGUUAAGUUGUGGACCACCAAGAGUACCCGUCCUCUGUAUUUGUUUGAGGACAGCUGUGACUAUGUGUAUGAUGUCAUGUGGUCUCCCAUUCACCCCGCCCUCUUCGCCUGUGUGGAUGGAUCAGGACGGCUGGACCUGUGGAACCUCAACAACGACACAGAGGUGCCCAGUGCCAGUGUGGUUGUGGAUGGGUCUCCUGCCCUGAACCGUGUGCGGUGGGCUCACUCAGGGAGAGAAAUCGCUACAGGAGACUCAGACGGGCAGGUGCUGGUCUACGACGUAGGAGAGCAAAUCUGUGUGCCCAAAGCAGAUGAGUGGACCCGUUUCGUGCGCACGCUCGUGGAGAUCAACGAGAACCGAGACGAAGGAGACGAGCUCGCCGCGCAGCGCCUACUCGCCUGAUCACCAUGGUAACAGGGUUACUUUGGGGACCACUCCCCUGUUGCUUCCAAAUCCUCCCUCUGGUUGGAGCAGGCGUGAUGUCUAUCAGGGUU